This is a messenger RNA of Aspergillus novofumigatus IBT 16806, 1421 nucleotides long. Its product is annotated as amidohydrolase family protein. The record is from RefSeq and is a predicted model, not a curated record. Gene Ontology annotation, cellular component: cytosol; cytoplasm. Gene Ontology annotation, biological process: secondary metabolic process. Gene Ontology annotation, molecular function: hydrolase activity; carboxy-lyase activity. Bases 314 to 1330 code for a protein of 338 amino acids. NCBI's taxonomy places the organism in Eukaryota, Fungi, Ascomycota, Eurotiomycetes, Eurotiales, Aspergillaceae. The transcript has 2 exons.
CCUAGACAAAUUACUAUGGAUUAUUGAUCAUCCGAAUUGCGACUGUUUCUGGAGAAGUGGAAACGCUUGUCGUCGGCUUUGCGGUGCGGGUGCGGCUUCGGUCCGCACCCCAUACAUAGGUAUGAUGAUGUAUACUAACUACCUCGUAGCAGUAGCAAGUAUAAAGCGCGGAAGUGUUCAACAACCAGUGCUUUCAACAGUUCAUCCAGAUAAGCGGUCGAAUGAAGGCCUGAUCAUUCACUAUACAUAAUCACCGUAUUCUGUUCAUCAAAUCCGGACAGCGCCUGCAGGUGAAGCAACAUUUCAUACAAAGAUGCUCGGAAAGAUCGCCCUCGAGGAAGCCUUUGCGCUUCCCCGCUUCGAAGAAAAGACUCGCUGGUGGGCUAGUCUGUUCUCUACCGACCCCGAAACCCACGUCAAGGAAAUCACAGACAUCACCAAGAUCCGUAUCGAACACGCCGACAAGCAUGGCGUCGGCUACCAGAUCCUCUCCUACACAGCGCCUGGUGUGCAGGAUAUCUGGGAUGCAAAGGAGGCACAGGCGUUAGCAGUUGAGAUCAACGACUAUAUCGCGGAGCAGAUCAAAUCGAACCCAGAUCGAUUUGGAGCUUUUGCGACUCUAUCUAUGCACGACCCCAAAGAAGCAGCCGACGAGCUUCGCCGCUGCGUAGAAAAGCACGGCUUCCUCGGCGCCCUGGUAAACGAUACGCAGCGAGCGGGGCCCGACGGCGACGACAUGAUCUUCUACGAUCAGCCUGAAUGGGACAUCUUCUGGCAGACCUGCACCGACCUCGACGUUCCACUCUAUCUACACCCACGCAACCCCACGGGAACAAUCUACGACAAGCUCUGGGCCGACCGCAAGUGGCUCGUGGGCCCGCCGUUGAGCUUCGCGCACGGCGUCAGCCUGCACGUCCUGGGGAUGGUGACCAACGGCGUGUUCGACCGGCACCCCAAGCUACAGAUCAUCCUGGGCCAUCUGGGCGAGCACAUCCCCUUCGACAUGUGGCGGAUCAACCACUGGUUCGAGGAUCGGAAGAAGCAGCUGGGUCUGGCGGAGACGUGCAAGAAGACGAUCCGGGACUACUUUGCGCAGAACCUGUGGAUCACGACGUCGGGACAUUUCUCGACCACGACGUUGAAUUUCUGCAUGGCGGAGGUUGGGGCGGAUCGGAUUCUGUUCUCCAUUGAUUACCCCUUCGAGACUUUCUCUGAUGCAUGUGAGUGGUUUGACGAGCUUCCCUUGAACCUGACGGAUCGGUUGAAGAUUGGGAGGGAGAAUGCGAAGAGGUUGUUUAAGUUGGGUUCGUAUCAUGAUAGCUCUGCUUGAAUUGGAUAAGCUGCUUGCCUAUCUCUGUUUUUGUGUCUUUAUGAUGUACCUAGAUUCCGCCAAAUGAGAAUCAUGAGCUCAUGAUACAUUC